Colletotrichum gloeosporioides is the source of this 630-nucleotide messenger RNA. RefSeq lists its product as uncharacterized. NCBI's taxonomy places the organism in Eukaryota, Fungi, Ascomycota, Sordariomycetes, Glomerellales, Glomerellaceae. The record is from RefSeq and is a predicted model, not a curated record. Bases 1 to 630 code for a protein of 209 amino acids. The transcript is spliced from 2 exons.
AUGAAGUUCGCCCUUGUCCCCGUGGUCCUGGCUGCCGCCGUUGCCGCCACCCCGAUCAAGAUCAUUGAGGAUGUUACCCACAUCAUCGGCUGGCACAAGAAGGGCUCCGGAAACAAGCAGGGCUGGGGUUCUUCCGGUCCCUUCCACUUCACCUCAACCUACCACGUGGUCGCGACACCUGACCAGGUCGUCGACAACAACAACACCGCCACCGGCGGCCUGGCCGGUGCCUUCGGCUACUUCAACUACGGCAUCAACUCCCAGGAGGAUGUCAUCUGCUACAACAUCACCCUGGUGAACUUCCAGGGCGAGUACCAAUCACCUGCCCUGACCGCCACCCACAUCCACGAGGGGCAAAAGGGCCGUGCCGGUCCUCCUCGCAUCGCAUUCCCCAACCCCCAGCCUGUUGAGGGCACCGAGAACGUCCGCCGCAGCAUCGGAUGCUUGUCCGGGCCCUUCCGCACUGGCGUCAACGCCACCGGCACCCAAACCGACAACGGUGAAGGAUUUGAGGUCCGCCAGAUCGAGGAGGACCCGUCCAAGUUCUUCACUGAUGUUCACUCGAGCCUGGCUGUCCCGGGUGCUGUUCGUGGUCAGCUCAGCGACGGUGCCAACCGCAACUGCGACUAA